CACGUCCGUAAUGAUCCACGUCCAUUGUAUUCUCCCUUGUAUUCUUUAUCUGCAGGUGCAUCAUCACCAAUUCUUAUUAUAUAUGUUGCCGACGUUGGUUGUAUAUAAUAUCAAUCCAUUCUAUCACGGGCUCUACCUGCAGUAUAUGCGUGAUCGAACUUACACCAAAGAAGGAUUUGAAUAUUAAACCAGUUCGUGAUGUGGACAUGUGUUACUGUAACAUGCAGAGAUGCUGCAUGGGCAUCUGCCAUUACAGAAGAAUUAUCUAUCCUUAACAGUCAAAGCCUAUUGAAUUCACAGUUAUGUAUAGUUUUACCAGAUCGCACAGAAACUGAGGGGGAUGGAGAAGCAACUCUUAAUGCCUUGUUGGUUACAGUGGAAAGGCUUACCAGUAUUAGAGACUCCAAAAAUAUAUGUCAUAUUGGAGGAAAAUUUGGUGAAAUCUUGGCUGAAUCACACAUCUUAAUUGUUCAUCAUGGAAGGUCAACAAAAAACCCAUUUUGUUAUUGGCCUAAUGGCUCUGCUGUUCUUCCAACACAAAAUAAGAAUAAAAAUGGGUCAGGAUUGGAAACAUAUAUUGAAUUCAUUACAACGUUAUGCAUUCAGUUGAAGGAAGAGGCACCGCCUGGAGUAUGGGUUGUUUCAACUGAUUUGAUUCUUUCCGGUUAUACAAUGGAGCCUUUUAAUUGGCCUAUUCCUUCACCGGAUGCACUAGUGAUCACCCUGCAGUGUCAACAUGGGGAUGCAAUUUAUUGUGACUCAGUGAACUUGAGGGAACAGGAAGAGGCAAUAGUGGAUUCACUGUCAUUUGUUUCACCAGAUGAAGCCCCCACAGAAUUAAAACUAAAUAUAAGUAGCGGAAUCGUCUAUCUGAAAUCAACGGUUGCCAAGAAGUUGGUUUCUUUGAGCAGCAAAUUUCCUUUGCAUCGCUGUACCUAUUUUGGCGAGGAUAACGGAGCCCAAAUUUUACAGUUUUCUUUGUUUUAUGACCUGCUUGGACCACUUUGGAUUAAAGACAAAAAUGCUUAUUUGUCUGGUAGUAUUAACCAGUUACGUGAUAACAUUAUUGGCAUUAUGAAUGAUGAGGAUAAAGUUAAAGCUAGAUCAAUGCUUUGGGAGGAACUUCAUGAAUUUCAACUAUGUACAACUCAUCUUCCCCAGUUAAACUUCGUUAACUGGACCGCGCUUCCAUUGGAGAAAAUAUUGCAUCGGGAUUCCGUAUUUCAUGCGUCUACCGAUCAGCCGCCAGUUCUAAAUUGCACAAUUAAACGGAAUGCGCCAGCCAUAUGCAUAAACAGCGUGAUCGAGCCAAACUUGUACGACAACGAGUUGGUAAUGAUUUCGUCUUCCAUUCAAUCUGUCCAACCAGACCGGUUUUUGCGAUUGGCCGGAAGGGCCUAUUUACUAAAUACGAAAGUAGACAUGGACGAGAUACCCGAGUUUUAUUUAAACGACAACGUCUGUAUGAUUGGAUACUGGAUUCGCGUAGACAAUGAAAUAAGAUUGGGAAGAUCUCUUUUUUCGGCUAUGGACAUUCCAACUUUAGAAUACAACCAUCUGCGCGCAACUAUCUUUGGCCUGGACUGGACUGGAUUCUUUUUAAAGAAAGGCAUUAAACCAGAGGACGUAUGGGCACCAGAUAUUGGCGUUCAUUCACUUAUGACCGCCCGACUUUUUCCCCUGACCAAAGACGUAAAUAGCUGGAAAGAUCUUCUCUGGCUUCAAGACAUCGAUGGUAUUACAGAGUCCCGACUCGAGAGCUGGCGUAACAACAAGAGAUAUUCGAUGGAAGAUUUUCACCAACUAUGUGAUCCACAAACUUCUCUUCGUAAUCUCAGAUUGACCAACACCACCGCUAUUUUGGGAGCGAUUUCUCGCUGGCCGGGUUCAUUGGCCCCUUAUUUUCGGCGGGCUUGUGCUGAAAAAUGGGCCGACGCCUUGCUGAGUGCCCUGGACCAAGCCGCAUUAGAAGGUGAAAGACGUGAUCUUCCGCGACUGUUGGCUGCUAUUGCUGACCUGCUGGCAUGGAAAGCUGGCCCCCUUAGUGGUGAACGCAAUGGCCCUGCAACCAAUAAAGAAUGGACUCCAGCUUUUCGCCUUUUAGAGCAUUCCUUGCAUGAUGCUGUCCUUGCCUUAGCUCAUCAACGGACUAAAUGGUUAGCAACUCCAGAACUUUUGAUCCGUGCGGCUCGUCACUAUGAUCGCACCGUCCAUAUUCUCAUACGUGACACCGUCAAAAGUGUGCAAAACCAUAUGGUCAAGAACUGCGACAUUUCCAUUACGAACAGGCCAUCAUUCGGUGAGUGGGUCGAGUCGGAAUGUCCAGCUAGACUUGAUCUUUCUGGAGGCUGGUCAGAUACUCCUCCGAUUUGUUACGAGAUUGGCGGCAGCGUUGUUAAUGUUGCGAUCCUGGUUGAUGGAGAGAAACCGAUUGGAGCUCGAGGAAGAAGACUCGAAAAAUUUCAACUUGUGUUGGUUUCUGAGGGUCAGUCAGAGCCACUGGUUAUUUCUUCGAUUGACCAAUUAAUGGACUAUAAUAAUCCAACUGCACCCGGAGCCCUUUUAAAGGCUUCUUUAAUUUGCGCUGGAGUAGUGCAAGGAGAUUGUCAUCAAGAUUUGCCGCAGCAGCUCGAAAGGACCUUGGGCAGUGGUUUGGAAUUGCAUUGCUGGUCCAAACUACCUACUGGUUCCGGAUUGGGUACCAGCAGUAUUCUAGCGUCGGCAUUGCUAGCGGUUAUUUAUCAUAUAAUGGGAUACAAGUUUAACCGUUUACAUCUUAUUCACGCGGUGUUGCAUAUCGAACAGCUCUUAACUACAGGAGGCGGAUGGCAGGAUCAGGUAGCUGGCGUGAUGGGAGGUUGCAACAGAGGCUAUUCUUUUGCCGAUCCCAAUGUUCAGGUUCAUGUCGAGAAAAUUCAACUGUCAGAACAGACCGUCAAAUUCAUUGACCAGCGGCUGCUUCUAGUUCAUACAGGAAAGGUCAGGCUUGCCAAAAACUUGCUUCAGAAUGUGAUUCGAAUGUGGUAUGCGCGCAAGGAAGCAACAACCGAUUGCUUCAAUCGGCUAAUUGAAAAUUCUUAUGCAUGUAAAAAUGCCAUUCUCCAAGGGAAUAUCGAUGAGUUAUGUGGCGCAGUCGAUAAUUACUGGAAAGAUAAAAAAUUGAUCGCACCAGGAUGCGAACCCCAAAUGGUAAAAUGCUUGAUGCAUACAUUGUCAGAUUUCGUUUAUGGGCAGAGUCUAGCAGGAGCAGGAGGUGGAGGGUUUUACUAUGGCUUCCUCAAGCGACCUGAAGACAGGAGCAGAAUAGAAAGCAGCGUUACGUCUAUCGAGGGAUGCCAAGAUAUGGUAAUUCACAGAGCAACUGUUAACCUAACGGGUAUCAGUCUGAAGGUAGGUGGAACUGAAGUAUAUAUUCCGUAAGCUCUCUAAUGCGAGUACCUGCUCUGCCCAGUACAAUACUGAGAGUAAAAAAUGCUUGAUUAUUCAUAUUAUUUGAAAUAUAUAAUCUAAAAUUUGACUAAGACUCAGCAACAUCGUGC
Messenger RNA from Daphnia carinata, 3539 nucleotides. Its product is annotated as L-fucose kinase-like. The coding region runs from base 199 to 3420 and encodes 1073 amino acids. The record is from RefSeq and is a predicted model, not a curated record. Gene Ontology annotation, biological process: GDP-L-fucose salvage. The transcript is spliced from 18 exons. NCBI's taxonomy places the organism in Eukaryota, Metazoa, Arthropoda, Branchiopoda, Diplostraca, Daphniidae. Gene Ontology annotation, molecular function: ATP binding; fucokinase activity.